UGGAGUGUAGUUGUCAUCUCAAAAACUGCAGAAUGAACAAGAACAGAGCUUUGCAUGGCUGUGUGUUCCUGCUGCUCUGGCCCUUCCAUGGCACCACAGAGUCUACGGUGGAGUGUGAGAACCCCGACAGCACUCGCUGCAGCAUCUCCCUGGAGAAACUCCUGGACCGAGCCAUCCAACACGCCGAGCUCAUUUAUCUUGUCUCAGAGGACUCCCUCUCCUUGUUUGAGGAGAUGUUUAUUCCCUUCCAUGUUCAGACUCCUUUGACUCAAACAGGAAACGUGUGCACCACGAGCACCUUAUCCAUCCCUACCUCUAGAAGUGAGGUCCAAGAAAACUCUGACAAGUGGCUUUUGCACUCCAUUUUAUUCCUAAUCAAGUUCUGGAUUGAUCCUGUAAUCAACCUGCAGACUUCGCUGAGUCGCUAUGACAAUGCUCCAAUGGCACUGAUCAACAAGACAAAGUGGAUAUCAAGCAAGCUGAUAAACCUGGAGCAAGGAGUUACCAUCCUUAUCCAAAAGAUGCUAGGUGAGGGUGCCAUCAGGCUGGACCAGAGCAACGAGAGUCUGGCAGACUACCCUGUGCAUUCUGACAUGUUCGAGUCUGUGCUUAGAGACUACACAUUAUUGGCCUGCUUUAAAAAAGACACCCACAAAAUGGAGACCUUCCUCAAGCUGCUCAAGUGCCGGCGGACAGGUGGCUUGGGCUGCUCUUUUUUAUAG
Messenger RNA from Esox lucius (northern pike), 722 nucleotides. It is a transcript of the gene smtlb, whose product is annotated as somatolactin beta. Bases 33 to 722 code for a protein of 229 amino acids. The transcript is spliced from 5 exons. NCBI's taxonomy places the organism in Eukaryota, Metazoa, Chordata, Actinopteri, Esociformes, Esocidae. Gene Ontology annotation, molecular function: growth hormone activity; growth hormone receptor binding. Gene Ontology annotation, biological process: animal organ development; positive regulation of receptor signaling pathway via JAK-STAT; positive regulation of growth. The record is from RefSeq and is a predicted model, not a curated record. Gene Ontology annotation, cellular component: extracellular region.